Labrus mixtus (cuckoo wrasse) is the source of this 4335-nucleotide messenger RNA. It is a transcript of the gene irag1, whose product is annotated as murine retrovirus integration site 1 homolog. The record is from RefSeq and is a predicted model, not a curated record. The coding region runs from base 16 to 3606 and encodes 1196 amino acids. NCBI's taxonomy places the organism in Eukaryota, Metazoa, Chordata, Actinopteri, Labriformes, Labridae. The transcript has 25 exons.
GAAAUAGCUCAUCUUAUGCACAAUAAGUAUCCAGAUAGGGACUCUGCUCCUGUUGAAUCACAGGAGAGGCCUUUUCCUCACCGCCAGCAGCAACAGGCAAGCAUCAAGCAGCAGCUUGUCAAUGUGCUGCAGGAGCUGGAGCUGCACAAUUGUGUGUGGGAGGAGAGAGGGGAGAAGGUGGAGGAGCGGCAGAAGAGCUGGGAGCAAAAGGAGCAAAAGCAAAGCCAGAGUCCGACUCAGAGUCAAGAGGCCAAGAAAGUGGCUGUGGUGAACUGGUGGAAAGCACGCAGCUUAAAGGGGUCUAAGACCCAGACAAUUGAAAUCCAGCCAGUCCAGGAGCUCUCCGAAACACAAGCCAAGCUUCAGAAGGCAGAGCAGACUAUCACUGAUAUGAGGGAGCAGGUCCUGCAUCUGCAAACCUCUCUACGAUCUGCUCAGGAGUGUGUUGCUGAAAAAGUUGCAAUCAGAGAUCUUUAUAUUGAAAAGGCAACCAACACUGAGAAAGAAGAACCAGAAGUUGCUGUGGUGGAGAAGGUUGUGAAGGAUCAGAGGGAUGCAGCAGUGGCCACAGACAUUUCAUGUGGAGCAGUCUCUGAGCAAGAGCAGACCCAGCCACGGGUGAGCGCAGACAGCCUUCUGGUGACCCUCCGGAGAAUGGAGGCGAUGGUGAACAGCGCCCUGGAGACGGCCGAGCUAGUGAGAGAGAGCGAGCAGAGGGUGAGCCAGGUGAGGCUGAGGAUGGAGAGCAUCACCCAGAGGGUGGAGGAGGCUCUGGGACGAGCAGCCGAUACUGACCAGCAGCUCAACUUUAUGGAGGCCAGGAUCACAGAAAACACUCCAACUGAGUCUCCAGGCCCCGCUCUGCAGGCUGAUCCUGGAACAGACACAGCAGGCUUUAUGGAUGAGUCCCAUGUGGAGCCUGAAGACGGACACCAAACCCUGAGUCCUCCUCCAUCUCCUCUUCCCCCAGAAGUCAGCAGCAAGCCCCCACAGCUUCCCAUGAAUGCAGGUGACUCGGGACGAGGGAGCUGCAGCAAGGUCCAGGAAGAGGAGAAAAACUUGCUGCUGGAAUCUCCUUUUGAACAAAGCUGUCAGUCUGUUAAAGAGCCCUGUGACGUCCCCUGUGCUGCUGAAGAACCUUUUGUUUUCCCUCACACCCGUUCACGCCCCUCGCUGCCCCCCAGCAUGCCAACACUGCCUGAGGAAGAGGAGGACUCACCCGAGGAGCUGGACAGUUCCUCCAGCUCUCCCAGUACAUCUAACCCGGGUGAAAAUCGACCUGUCACCAUGACUGCCCCCACUAUUGUCUACCCGCAGCAGGCCACUAUAGUCCAGCCAGAUGGAGGUCCACUAGAGCUGUCCAGACCACACAGUCCAAGAGCUCGCCUGGCAAGAAAAUCGUCUGCUGGACCCAUCACCACUGUUGACAGCACAGGUAAUGUGAUCGACUUGGUGAAAGAUCCGCUACCUGAGCUGCAGCUCUCUGAGGAAGAUCGACAGAAGAACCUGGACCUGCUCGAGCAGGCCAAGAAGGUCAGCGACCGCUUCCUGACUCGCCGUGGCCGCCGCUCCACCGGCAGCCUCUCAGAAUCCCCCACAGCUCUUUCUCCAACUCCAACCCCGUCGUCCUCACCAUGUCAAUCUAGAAGCAGCUCACUGACUGUGGCUCCUCAACCAGAGGCGACCCAUGUCAACUCACAGUCAGCUGGGCAGCACCUUGGGGUGCCUCCAGGGCGAGAACAGCAUGACUUUACAUCACAGGAUAAAGAGUUUCAGGGAAACAGACUGUUGAUGGACUGGAAGCCAGCUGAGAAGCGGAAAGUGUCCUCUGGGACUCUAACGCCCCGUUUUGCUGUUCAGAAGGAGAACUGUGAUCCUUCUCUACCUAAGAGUCCUUCAGCUUUUAGUAAAGCAGACGAAGGAGCUGGUCCAGGGCUUAACCUCAACCAGGCCCCAGCCACAGGGGUGGCCAAGCCCGUCCCUCGACCCCCUACUCAACUGGCCCCCUGUACAGCAGAGAUCAAGACAAUUGGGGCAUUCCCUCCUCUAAUGAGGGCUGUUUCCUGGGAUGCUGUAGGCAGCCUUAACUCUAGAAAUGGAGCCCCAAGUUUUCCUCCGACAUUGGAGGAAACCUUCUUGGAAAAGCCCAGGGAAGCUGUGUUUAAGUCAUCAGGGUACAAGGACCUCCCCAGCCAGUCCGGGAGUGUACAUAAACUCUCUAAACUCAAAGAGGAGCACAAGCUGAUGCGUACCCCAAGCAUUCUGGGAUCAAAGUUACCAGACUUGAGUGAGGCUGCUGAACAGGAAAAAGCAGGUCCUUCAUCUUCAACAAACUCAGAGGAAGCAAAACAGAAGUCUGAAGCCAUGCCAAACAUUUCUGAUGUGAUGCUGAGAAAACUCAAACUUCACCGAGGUCUACCAGGCUGUGCACCCCCACUCACUGAAAAAGAAGUCGAGAAUGCAUUCGUGCAGCUGUCUCUGGCAUUCCGUAAUGACAACUACACCCUGGAGAUGCGGCUCAAACAGGCAGAGAGGGAGAGGAACCUGACUGAGGAAGACACGGAGAAAGAGCUCGAGGAGUUCAAAGGAGCCCUGAAGAUUACUGCGCCACAGUGGCAGAACCUGGAGCAGCGUGAGUCGUACCAGCGCCUCAUAGAGACUCUGACCGUGCUGCAUCGACUGGCCACACGGCUCUCCAGCAGAGCAGAGAUAGUUGGAGCAGUCCGACAGGAGAAACGUAUGAACAAGGCCACUGAGGUCAUGAUGCAGUAUGUAGAAAACCUGAAGAGGACAUAUGAGAAGGACCACGCAGAGUUGACGGAGUUUAAGAAGCUGGCCAACCAGAACUCAACUCGCUGUUAUGGAGGAUCUGUAGACACAGGAGAUGAUGGCGUUCCACGGCCGUCAAGAUCAAUGUCACUCACACUUGGAAAGGCAUUGCCCAGGCGUAGGGUGAGCGUAGCUGUGGUGCCUAAGUUUAACCUCCUGAACAUCCCAGGUCAGACCCCGGCCAUAGCCGGCCCGGGCCCCAUCACAGGACCAAACAUAGGACCAAACGCAGGACCAAACGCAGGACCAAUCACAGGACCAAACAUAGGACCCACAGCUGGUGCUGCUCUUCCUGUCCUGUGUGAAGCAAGUGAUGUGAAAGGCACUACUCCAACAGCGGCAGCACAACCUGCAGUAGAAAGUGGAAAGAGUGUGUCGGAGCAGGAAAGUGAGCCAGCCAAACCUGCAGUCAACUUAGAGGAGAUCAGAGCCGAGAUCAGAGCUGAGCUAAAGGCUAAGAUCGAGGAGGAGUCAUAUAAUAAAGGCUACCAAGAGGGACUGAAGCAAAGUAAAGUGCUACAGGAGGAGAAAGGUGAAGAAGAAAACCCUGCAGAGAAAUUGCUGGAUAUGAAAAAUAAGGAUGAAGAGAGUGGGAAGAAGAUAAAGACGAGCAGGAGGAUGCAGGAAGUCAUAUUUCUUCUUGGACGGGUUUGUCCGAAGAUUCCAGUGAGUCGGAGGCUUCUCUGGAUCGCCCUCACGCUGUUCGUGGUGAUGUGUCUGGUUAUCAGUAUUUUUACCUUCUUCAGCGACAAAUACAGCAGACGUGAGGACACGUAAGCGAAUGAGGAGUUUGUGCGAGGGGAGAGAUGAAGACGUUUGGACUGAAGUGUAAAACCUCAAAAAACCACAAUAACAGAGACAACAGGAACCACCUGUCUGUCAGUUUACCAGAUCGCCACCCUCGGACUGACUUGAAUCUGUGACCCCGACUCUUCAGGGUUGAAGACUUUCUUUGGAGGUUUUAUGAAAUGUUGCCUUUGUAAGUUUAACAGCAAUAAUGAUGAUGAUGAUGAUGAUGAUGAUGAUCUUGUUUGAACAGGAACAUUUGAAGAUUGUUUGCUACAGCUUGGAAAAAAAACCCAUUUUUGUUUAGGGACCAAAACUUUCCAUUUAAAACCACAAUAGAAACGUGUAUUUUAAUCUGCACUCGAUUGUGAAAAUAUAAUCUCUCAGGUCCAAUAGAAGCUAAAGCCUAACUAAAGAUACUGAAGUCAUAUUUAAAGAUAUAGAAAAUAAAUGUGUCAUUUCUAUCAUGUGUAUUUAUAUAUUUUAAAAUAUAGCACAUUCCAAAGUAGUGCAAUAUUUUGCAGUCGAUGGUUGUAGUUUGUGUUAUUUUGGAUUGUGUCUUCAGAGCACUGAGAGAUUUUCUGUAUGAAUGAGAGCACUGUUAAAAUGGCCUUUUUUAAACCUUCUAAGCACGUGUGCAUGUGUGCCUUCCUGUGUUAUUUGUUCUCUGUAGAUUGUAUGCUCUGCCACUUCACCUUUUAAUAAAGGUGCCUGAAAACA